Molecule: messenger RNA, 1167 nt
Organism: Blumeria graminis f. sp. triticale
Lineage: Eukaryota; Fungi; Ascomycota; Leotiomycetes; Helotiales; Erysiphaceae
Source: the annotation of a GenBank genome assembly
AUGUUUAUUUCUCCGGAGGAUGAAAAGUACAUCGCAGAAAACCCUCUCGGCAUAAUCCUGAACCCCUUCCGGAAAGAGUUCGAGAUAUUUGAUGAGGCGACCUACAAUGAAAAUCCGAACAGUCCGAGAAUUUUACUAACCAAUCGACGAGCGCUAGCUGCCCUUUUUGCGGACUUGACCGAAUAUGCGACAAAGAAAGUCAGUCAAACAAGCGCUGAUCAACUUUUGCCAGGCGAGUUCACUUCUAUACACCACAGCAUCUGGUCUCACUCGCACGAUCCUUCUCGCUAUUACUCUCUAGCGGCCGAAAUCCUUAAAAGUACUUCCGAUCUGGAAGCAUGGAAGGCAAUCCUCCAAUUUGUUGAGGACUACGCAGCUAUACCCAUCUCCCUAUCAUCGAGUUGCCGCAAGCUAAGCUACGAAAGCUGGCGCGAAUACAUAGCAGCGCUACGAAUAGAAUUGAAAAACAAUGUACACGGAGAACUAUCAGGCUUUUGGAACCAAUUCUUUGUCGGCAAGCCGUGGGAAAAACGCGCCUCACAUAUCUACGAAAAUCUCUGCAAAGAACACGGCGGUGACGCACUUGCUGAUUUUCCCAAAGAGCCGUCAAAAGAUACCAUGUGGCGCUGGUUAGAUAAGUUCCAAAAGAAAUAUCUCGACACUAAAGCUAGUCUCCCGAAAGAUGAACAAAACACUUCGUCGGAUGAUUUUGCACAACCCUCAGCUUGGAAAUACUAUCGCUUGGAUUAUGAGGGAGAGCAGCUUGGUGAUAGUAAGUUCUGGCAGCUAGAAGUCUUCACCAAGCCUCGAAGUGCGCCUGUGGAUAGAGUCAGUAAAUGGCGCGAUGUGCAGGUGGUUGGUAAGAUCACAAAUUUGCCCAUAGAGGACUGGCAGCGUCAAGUCUUCUUUGCGACUGCCGUCCAUGUCCGCGAGAUAUUCUGCGGUCAGCCACUGCGUAAGCAUGCUUUUGUAUUCAUUUUAUAUCAAACGAAGCUACAACUCUGGUUAUUUAAUCGCGGCGGUGCUUUUGGAUCUGACACUAUCGACAUUAAGAAGGAGCCCGAGCGUUUCAUCCAUGCAAUAACGGCCUUCACGUUUAUGAACGAUGAUGAGCUCGGAAGACAGGGGACUUUUGAAAUGAAAGCUCCGAUUGAAGAAGAGACCUGA